AUUCCCCGUCCUGGUUUUAAAGAUAGCCACGCUAAAAUGUCAUCAAACGUGCUGAUUGGUCAACAUUUUCUCCCCCUGUGAACUUGUCUGCGGGAGAUAUACUUAGUUCAGGGAGAUAUAUUCGGUUACAGAAAAAUAAAUAUUUUCUGACUUAAAAUUUGUCCUUGAACAUACUCCACUCCACCGCUCGGAACACUUACACUUCAUUCAAGUCAUAUUCUUGAUCAGUACAUAAAUCAGAACAUGGCCGAUGCAAAUUUGGUUUCAAAAAUCCAGUCAUACGGCCUUAUAAAACUAGGAAAGAUCAUGGAAGGCAGUUUGGGAAUACCUACUGAUGGCGUAAACACAAUCGAUGAAGCUCGUGCAAGAGUGUAUGAAAAAAUUGCUGAAUCUCAAAAAAUGUCUGAUUGGACACUCGGAGAGGCAUUUUCCGUAUUUUCAGAUGCGAAAAACAUGGAUGUAUUGAAGCGGACAGAAUUACUGAGUCUCUAUAAGAGGGUGGAAGAUGCUUUAAAAACUUGUGACGAGAAAAUGCUGCAGAGUUUGAAUACCAAGUUUUGCGUUAAGAACAUUGUUGGUGAAAUUCAGCUAAGGAUGAAUAAGCUUCAAGUUGAAGAAUAUGUUGUUCUUAUUGCAGGCGAGACUAGCGCCGGAAAAAGUAGUUUCAUCAACCUAAUCCUUGGAGAAGAAAUUCUUCCAUCUUGUACCCUGCCUGCGACAGCAACUAUUUGUGAAUUAAGAUAUGGAGAGGUAAGAAAGCUUUUAGCAUAUUACAAAGAUGAGCAGAAACCAGAGAAGCGUACCUUACAAUCCGAGACGACAACCAAAGAAGAGCUUAUCUUACGAGACCCAGCAGAAGGACAGAGCUAUCUUGAUCAACUGGCAGAAUAUUUGAAUCAAAGGGGUGACCUUGAAAAAGGAUCACCGUUCAAAAAAUGUGAACUAUUUUGGCCUCACGAUUUGCUUAAGAAUAACAUAGUCAUUGUUGACAGUCCAGGAAUUGGCGAAUCAAAUGUUUUAGAUGAUGUUGUGAAUGAUUAUCUUCUGACCGCGUUUUGUUUUGUUUAUGUCAUUAACAGCAGUAAUGCAGGGGGAGUUCAAAGUGAUCGGAUACUCAAGCUUUUGGAGAGAGUUAAAAACCAAUCCCUUGAAUGCUUUCUUUGUGAACGUGCCGUGUUCAUCUGCAAUAAAUGGGACCUAAUCAAAAGUAAUGAAGAAACCGAUGUCAAAAAAUAUACAAUCGAUCGUCUCAGAAAAACAUGGCCAAAUUUGAAUCCAAAGACCCAGGUGGUUCAAAUGUCAACCACCAAUGCAGUUGAAGCUCAAGGUUUCGGGAUUAAAUCUGAACCGUUUGUUACAGUUAUGGACGCAAUCAAAACAAUGAUGCUCAAAACUAUUGCUGCAAGACUUGAAGCUGAGUGGAGGUGGUUAAAUGAUGUCCUUUCCAGGGUGAUAUUUCUAACAAAAUUAGUAAUAAAUCGAGCCCAAAGAGAUAAUUUGGCAGAUGAUCUUACGAAAGCUAUUUUAAUCUUAGCCGUGAUUGAAGGUGAACGCAUUAAACAGGUUGAUCGCCUGGAAGAAGAGUUUAAAAAGAUAACCGCGAAAACAGUUCACGAAAUCCUAAAAUAUCUUUCUUCAAGCACUUUUGAGACCAAUUUCAAGUCAUGGGAUGAAGAUGAAUGCCCCCAUGCGCAAAAAACGUGGGAAGAAACAGAGGAAAAAAUUUCUGAAGCGUUAAAGCAAAGGCUUACAGUGGAAAUUAGAAAGUGGGAAACUCGGAAUAAUGUUAUUGAAAACGCUCGGAAACUAUUGUUCAAUCACAUAACAAGGGAAAGAGAUAAUCUUCAUGCGCGUAUACAAAGUGUGGAAGAUUACGUUGUUCAAGAUCCUGUUGAAGUCAGAUCUACAGAAGACGACGCAACGCUGACAACCGGAGAAAAAAUUUUGGUCGGAGUACUAUCUCCAAUUUUGGUACCUGUGGUACUGGUUGCUGGAAUUCUUAGCCUACCUGUUUUAGGUGUAAUUGCAAUAAAAAACGCCGUUCAAACAUCGGGAAAUCUUAAGGAGUAUAGUAACAAUAAACCGAAAUAUAUGAAAAACCAAGCUAUCGAUUUUCUUCGUCAUUCAAUCGAUCCAAGUAAGUUUCAUCCCUAUGUCUUACGGCAAUUUGAAGAAAUACGCAACAUCCUCGACGAGAUAAAGAAAAAAAUUCCAGCGAUGAUUGCCGCUGACAAAGAAUUCAUUAAUCUACUUAUUAAAGAGAGUGGGUCGAUAUUGCAAGAUGCCAAUAAAUACACCCCUAUAUAUGAAGAAUGCUCUAAAAUAAUGGAUGAUUUAUCCAUUUUUGCCAUCAAUGGGGUUUUCCUUAGUGAUAUUGACUUUAAAAAUCUAAAGUACACUAAGGAAUCCUCACUUGGUCAUGGGUCGUUUGCAGAUGUUUUUAAAGGAAAGAUGACAACACAGGAAGGAAAAUCGUUGGAUGUUGCUGUUAAAGUCUGCAAAGAAGCGCUCACAACACAGAAUGCUUCCAUGCUGUUAGCAGAAGAACAAAUGUUGAGAAAACUUGACCACAAGAAUGUAAUAAAGUUUUAUGGAAGAGCUUUGCAGCCUGGUCCGAGUGGUUCGAAAUUUGUCUUCGUGAUGGAAUUAUGCGGAGAAAGUUUAAGGAAAUUUCUCCUUGACCAUCCAGAUUGUAUUCCAGCAAACGCACCAGGAGAGAAUGUAGCUCAAAAAAUUAAAUCUGUGUUACAAAGAGCAAAGGAAAUUGCGGCGGGGCUUGAAUAUCUGCAUGGACUUGGUAUUGUUCAUCGGGACUUAAAGCCUGAAAACAUCCUUUUUGGGAAAGACAAUUGCAUGAAAAUAGCUGAUGUUGGUAUUUCCAAGAAUAUAACAGAAGUGACAGGGACGAUAGCUGGAACACCCGUGUACAUGGCCCCAGAAAUAUUUGCUGGCAAAAUUUGUGAUGCUAGUGCUGAUAUUUACAGUUUCGGGCUGAUCUUGUGGGAGAUGUGGUAUGGUGAGGUAGUUUACAAUGAGCUUCACAAUAUAUCAUUCAAGAAAUUUCGUGAGUUGAUUGCAAAUGGCCACAGACCAAAAUGCAAAGCCGUAGGGGGUAUUGCGGAAACGUAUGCGUCACUUAUAAAGCAAUGUUGGUCAACCGUUCCAAAAGAGCGUUUAGCUGCUUACGAGUGUGUAGCUAAAUUGGACAAAAUAGCUCGACAUGCAUCGAAGAUGAAUGAAUCCAUUUUACAUUCCUAAGUAUGAAUUUUACAUAAUUUACGUUAAUGAUAAUCAUAUAUUAAUCGAACAUUAUUUGAAGGCAAAAAAUAUUUUGUCGGGUGUUUUAUAUAUAAUUAAUUUUUACAUUCCAUUCAUUUUAUCAAGACCAAUGUCGUACACGGGGUUUGUGAGAAAAGGAGCCAAUUAUAAAUCCUUCAUAAUUCUUUAAGAUAGUGGGUCUAAACGCCAUGCAGGCUGGCUACGUUACUGGCUUUAUGCUUGGGGCGAAUAUUAUAUAUAAUUAAUGCGUUUUCAUACAGUUACGGUACGUAAUUAUUUGAAAAAAAAUCCGUAGCAGAAGAUUAGUAGACCUACAUUCUUUUAAAAACGUCAACAAAUAUUUGACAACUUCACGACGAUUUUAAAUAAACGAAGUUUUAUGCAAAAUAUAGCUAAGCAACGUGCCGUACAUUGUACUUGUUUAAUCCAAAAGGAUGAAUUGUUUUAAGUAAAGCAUUUUAGAAAUUACUGGCUAUUUCAUGGCUAUUUCAUGGCUAUUUCAUUGGUCACUCUGCCAAAAGAACUUCGUCCCAAAUUGAAAAAUCGCUUAGGUGACUUUCGCGCUAUGAUAAUUUGAUACCGCUCGACCUUUGUUUUUGUGUCGUUUUUGUUUUCCACUGACACGCCAGCAUUAUCGGUAUCGAACCCACUAUCUAAUUCUUCCAUGCUAAAAAAUGUUUCAACUGAUUAUUUUACAACCAAUGCAAUCGCACUAACCUGAAAUAUCUGUAAAGUAUUUCUUUUCUAAAAAAACUCCUUUUCCUGCACCCAGUGUAUACAUUAUAAUUACCUAUAUUAUAAGGGAAAUCUAAGUAUUUUCAUUAAAGACCAAACAACGGUAACGAGUAAUGUAAGGUAUCAUUCUAUGUGCGUUUUGACUUCAUUUUUAAUCACCACCAGAAAUUAUCGUAUUACCAGCGAAUGCGUUAUAUUUACGAUGUAUAAUGUUUUAUAACUGGAAAAAAUUGAUAUAAAUAAACCAAAACUCGUUUUUUUAGAAAUUGAGAAACGAAAACCUUUACUGGCAACAUGUAUAAGACAUGUUGAUGACACACUGUUUUUGCCAAAUUUUUCGGACAUUAAUAACCAAGGCUAGUUUAUGGAUUUAUCUCGUUUCGUGAUCGCAAAGAAUUGGUUUAUAUCGCUUGUUAAAAAACUUUGUGGUUAAAAACUACCGAGAGUUUAUAAUUUUGCAAGAGACUAAAGCCCCAUUCACAUGCAUGCACGGUAACGGAUUGCCAUUGGAACAUGUCAAAUUUUGAAGUUUAAUAAUAAUGUCCAAAUCCUGAAUAAAUUUAUGAAUGAAAUCACUCAAAUUAAUAAUCAUUUGCUCGUCAUGAUUGCUUCAUAACGGCAGACGAAGAUCAUGCCGAAGAUCGAGCAAGUCUGGCAACACAACCUAAAAGCAGUAAAACAAAUUUCAUGGAGGAUAGGUUUACAAGUUUCACUAGCGUAUUAAAAUUAAUAUUUGUAGCAUACCGCGGGGGAACUAAGCAUCUGCCAACUUUAAAAUAUUGUGACUAAUGUAGCAAAAUUCUAUAUUUGUUUUAUGGUUUGUUUGGCCCAGGUGUAUAAUUUCAACAAUGUAAUAGAGCAUAUAAUUUUAUAGAAUAUAACAAAAAUUAACAGUAUACUAUUCCUACUGAAGAACUGUCGCAUCAAUUGCUAUAUAAACGCUGGUCAGAUUGACUGUUGAAAAAACACACUUUAAUUGAUGACACUAAAAUCGAAUAAUGUUUACAUUCUUUGCAGUUAUCGUUGUUUAGUAGUGCUGUAUCUAUAUGAUUUAUACAGUACAAGCUACAUAUAGCUAAUUGAUUAUCUUUAAGUAAUGUAAUGUAGCAUAAUUUAGCACUACAUAUUUUCUCUUCUGUAACUAUGUUUAUUCCUAUUUGCACUGAUGGUAUAUACAUUUAUAGCGAGUUCUU
Molecule: messenger RNA, 5207 nt
Organism: Dendronephthya gigantea
Lineage: Eukaryota; Metazoa; Cnidaria; Anthozoa; Malacalcyonacea; Nephtheidae
Exons: 8
Coding region: 244-3258 (1004 amino acids)
Biological process (GO): protein phosphorylation
Molecular function (GO): ATP binding; protein kinase activity
Source: RefSeq, a predicted model, not a curated record